Dovyalis caffra is the source of this 1020-nucleotide messenger RNA. The record is from the annotation of a GenBank genome assembly. Lineage: Eukaryota; Viridiplantae; Streptophyta; Magnoliopsida; Malpighiales; Salicaceae.
AUGUCUUCUGAUCUUUACGUUCUUGAUGCCUCUUUCUACCCCCAUUCAAGUCCAGAAAUAGUCUCUCCAGAUGAUGAUCUUUUCUUCUCUGACCCUUUCCCUCCUUUCUGUGACUCUUCCAUUGAUAUUCUUCAAGAAUUCUCAAACAACCAAAACAAUCAAUACCCAGUUGAAAAUUCAAACUCCGUAGACAGUUUUAGCCCAAGCAUUCUCUCAUCGUCACCUCCAAGUCACCAACUAGAGAAUUUGUCACUUUACCAGACAAACCAUUUGCAGGCGUUAGCAAAUGGUGAAAAUCUGGCUAAUGGAUAUAGUAAUUUCCCUGGAUUGGACGCUUUGGAGGUGAAAACUGAGGAAUGUCAAGUGGGUUUUGACUCCUCUUAUAAUCAACAAUCUUUUAUGCCUUGUAGUUAUAGCGGUGUAGAAAAUGUGGCAAAGAUGAUGCAAAGAAGCUAUAGUAGCAAUUCUUUUGAAGGCAAGCCUGGCUUUCUAUUUCAACCUGGCUUUAAUACUCUCUUGGAAUCUCCAAAUUAUCAAGGCCAAGCCUUAAGCUUACCUGAAAGCAACUUUCUUGCUGGUCAAUUGAGGAGGGUUUGCAGCACUGGUGAUUUACAAAAUGUUAAUAGAACAUCAGAUACAACACAGAGGUCAUUUUCAAGUCCUUUAGCUGCAGAGAGCUCGUUUAUAGAAGAUUCAAACUUCAAAGUUGGACGUUACAGUGCUGAAGAAAGGAAGGAGAGAAUCUCAAAGUAUAGAGCCAAACGUAACCAGAGAAACUUCACCAAGACCAUUAAGUAUGCAUGCCGCAAAACUCUAGCGGACAACAGGCCUCGUAUACGUGGCAGGUUCGCACGAAACGACGAAACUGGUGAGAUUGCCAAGGCUGCAUGUUCUACCAGAGAUGAAGACGAAGAAGAGCUAUGGUUUGAUGGGCUGCAUGAGGAGGAAGAUGAUGGAGCAAUUAGAGGAGGCUUUGUUAACAGUUUUGUCCAACCUCAGUUUCAGUACUAUGGUUAUUAA